AUGAGCAAGUGGACACAAGUCGCUGAGUCGCCGGCAGUCUGCCCAACUGCCACGUCUCCCUUUUUUCUUCCGCGCGAACUGUGUGCGCCCGUGCCUGUCCUCGUGAGCCAAACAAAGUCGAUCAGCCUCGGAUUGAGUCAAGCCAGGUCUCGACAGACAGCCGUCAAGAUUCCUCUCGGAAUCGGCAAGAAGAAGCGAGGAGAGGUCACCUCUCCUCAGACAGGCAGCAACGGUACAGCCGGUGGCAGUCCCACCAAAAUGUCACAUCACGGCCUACCCGCCAAGGAUCCUCUGAGCGGACACCCUGGCCAUCUCGACAUCACACAGAAUCAUGUCCUCGGCAAGUUCAAAAAGGAGCUCGAAGCCGAUGGCUUCUACACUGCCGAACCCCCCUCGCACGAUGAUGCGACACUGCUACGCUUCCUCCGCGCACGCAAAUUCGAUCUGCCCAAGAGCAAGCUGAUGUUUGAAGACUCAUCCAAGUGGCGAAAGAGCUACAAGGUCGACGAACUCUACCAAAACUUUGACUACAAAGAACGCGCGCAAGUAGACGAAUAUUACCCCAAAUUCUACCACAAGAUCGAUAGGGAUGGACGACCGAUAUACAUCGAGCAGCUUGGCAAACUAGAUGUGGCAAAACUCUACUCGGUCACGACGCCGGAGCGUCAGCUGCAAGCUCUCGUCGUAGAAUACGAGAAAUUCCUCAGAGAACGAUUGCCGAUCUGUUCCAACAUCAAGGGCGAGCUUGUCGAGACAUCGUGCACCAUCAUGGACCUCAACAACGUUGGCAUCUCCCAGUUCUGGAAAGUCAAAAACUUUGUCCAGGAAGCCUCACAGAUCUCUCAGUAUAACUACCCAGAAACGAUGGGCAAGUUCUACAUCAUCAAUGCGCCCUACCUAUUCACGACAGUCUGGUCACUCGUCAAGGGCUGGCUGGACGAGGUGACGGUAGCAAAGAUCACAAUUCUCGGGGCGAAUUACCAAGAGACAUUGCUUGCCCAGAUUCCGGCAGAGAACUUACCGGAUUUCUUGGGCGGCAAGUGUCAUUGCUCUCAGGGUUGCAGUCUCAGCGAUGCCGGUCCAUGGCAAGACGAGAAGCUGCAAAAGGAGGUUCUCCAUCCCGAUGCCUCUCACCAAACUCACCCAGUGACCAACGGCACUGGCGCAUGA
This is a messenger RNA of Mixia osmundae IAM 14324, 1170 nucleotides long. RefSeq lists its product as uncharacterized. The transcript is spliced from 6 exons. The coding region runs from base 1 to 1170 and encodes 389 amino acids. NCBI's taxonomy places the organism in Eukaryota, Fungi, Basidiomycota, Mixiomycetes, Mixiales, Mixiaceae. The record is from RefSeq and is a predicted model, not a curated record.